AAUAAAAAUUUUCUUGCUUUUUGGCAAAUUGUGCAUGUAAAUAAAUGGCAAAAACAGUGAAAAGUUGUAUAAAAAAAUGUGUGGGACUGCGUUUGACAAACGUAUGUUCUAUAAUAGCUGAUAAAUAGGAACUGUAAAAAAUUAGCUGUCCAAGGAAGCAUGGAAAAUGCAUAAUUCUCUAGUGUCCAAGUUGCUGGUGCGGCUUUUGGUGCUCUUUGCUUUGGUCACUGUGGCCUCCAUAUUCCUGUUGACGAAAUGUGGCUUUCAGGAGUUGAAUGCCCAGAUCUACGAUAAACAAACGGGCGCCUCCAUCGGUGAGGGGGACGCCAGUGUCGGCUAUGUUUACCUGCUUAGCGAACGCGAUGCGGAAAUCGAACGCCUCAAGCAUGAAGUGCUUACAUUGCGCGCUCAGAUAGUCCUGCUGCAGAAGAACAACAGCAAGCUUCCAACCCUACACAACAACAAUAGCGGGCCAGUGGAGUCGCCGAGUGCCAGUCCGCCGCUUUCCCAUCACUACGACUGCAGCAGCUAUAUACGGAAGCAAGUGGGCGCAGCGGAGAUUCUGCACGGCCUGCCAUUGAACAACGAGUAUGAGCUAAUACCCUACAAUCACUUUACCUUCACACGCGUCUACCCCUUUGAUCUGGGUCUGGGCAAGCGGGUGGUGGAGAAGCCCAUUGGCUACCGACGACGGGACUUGCUUGGGGCGGUAAACAAAGCGCUCGAAAGCCUUAAUCGCAAUCACACGGCUCGCAUGCGUGGAAAGGCAGCAGCCACAGCGUCGGAGGUCAGCGGCAAAUUCGCGCUGGACGACUUCAUCGAGGGCAUCUACCGAACCGAGCCCACAACAGGCACCCAAUACGAGUUGUACUUCCAAAGUGCGAAGCAGGCCAACAGUGUGGUGCGCAAAGCACUCAUAAUGCGUCCCUUUGCGCCACUGCAGACGGUGAAGCUGUCGGAGAUCGGUAGCGACUCCACCGCUACCGCCAGCACCAUAAAUGUGAUACUGCCACUGGCCGGACGGCUAAGCACCUUCCAUAGCUUUAUGCAGAUGUUUGUGCAGGUGGCGAAAAGGGAUCGUCGUAUCCGCCUGGCCGUCGUCUACUUCGGAGAGAGUGGUCUGCUGGAAGCACGCCACAUACUGACGCGCACGCUCGACAAGGCCAAGCUGCAUGCCAAGCAUGGACGACUCGUGGCCUUAAACGAGACCUUCAGCAGAGCUAAAGCCCUGCGCGUAGGUGCCGAGCACAUAAAGCCCCCAGUCGCAGCCACUGCCGGACCAACUAGCCAAAUUCCCAAUGAUGCGUUGCUCUUCAUGUGCGAUGUGGACAUCGUUUUCACGCCAAAGUUUCUCGAACGUUGUCGCUGGAAUGCCGAUCCGGGAAAGAAGGUCUACUAUCCCGUCGUCUUCAGCCUGUACAAUCCGCACGUGGUUUAUACGCUGCAGGGAAAGUCCCUGCCCAGUGAGGACGACCAGCUGGUGAUAUCUCGAGACACGGGCUUCUGGCGGGACUUUGGCUACGGCAUGACCUGCCAGUAUCGCUCUGAUUUUCUGCAGAUACGCGGUUUCGACGAGGAGCUGGUGGGCUGGGGAGGCGAGGAUGUAAUGCUGUAUCGGAAAUAUGUGCGUUCCAAAAUCAAAAUCAUACGCGCUACCGAUCCGGGCAUCUUCCAUCGCUGGCAUCCAAAGAUAUGUACCAGUUCCAGUGCCGGCCAAGGCGAUGGUGUGCUCAGCACGGAUCAGUAUCGGGCGUGUAUACGUUCCCGGGCCCUCAACGAGGCCUCGCAUGCGCAGCUCGGCUUCCUGGCCUUUCGGGACGAGAUUGCGGCAGCAGGCACUGCCAAUAUCAGCAGCAAUUUGAGCAUCGCUGGAGGCACUCCUCCCACUUCUGUGGGCUCGUGAUACUUGCCAUCGGCCUCUGCUUGCUCCCCAAGGCAAAGCUCCAAUGAACUGCAACUAUACUAACACACUGACAAUAAUCUGUACUUAGCCAAUCGUUGAAGAGUUUAAACUAACCAAGUAGUGUACUUAUCGUAGUCGUAUUCGUAUUCGUUUCGCCGUACUUGAGUCUUGAGCAUACGUAGAUACUUGUAUGACAAAUCGUUCUUCCAUGAAGCGUAAUAGAUGCAAUCUCCACUACACUUAGCCAGAAAUUUUGCAAAUAUAGUAUAUUGUACGACAUAGUAAUAAAAAUACAACAACAUUAAAAAAUUGUAAAAACAAAA
Molecule: messenger RNA, 2226 nt
Organism: Scaptodrosophila lebanonensis
Lineage: Eukaryota; Metazoa; Arthropoda; Insecta; Diptera; Drosophilidae
Gene: Csgalnact
Product: chondroitin sulfate N-acetylgalactosaminyltransferase 1
Exons: 5
Coding region: 167-1903 (578 amino acids)
Cellular component (GO): Golgi cisterna membrane
Molecular function (GO): glucuronosyl-N-acetylgalactosaminyl-proteoglycan 4-beta-N-acetylgalactosaminyltransferase activity
Source: RefSeq, a predicted model, not a curated record